AUGCGACGAGAUAUCGAGCCAGCAUCGGCGCAGAAAGAGCACCUUGUACCCCAGACGACCCCCGAUCAGGGUUCAGCCCGGGGAAAUGGGCAGAUGGUUCUUCGCCAGACCUCAUUUCAGUCCAUCUUCGGCGGCGCAUCCGACAGCGUGGACGACUGUGAGGCGGACUGCGACGCUGCUCAGCAUGGGCCCCACAGUUACGCCGGUGCAACCUCGACUCCCGCAAAGCUUGCGGACGAAAAUAUUGCCCCAUUCCUGGCGCGACACAUCCCCGAACAAUACGCUCCUCUAGGCCCACGUACCGUCCAACCCAUCGACCUCAGCAGCGCCAACACCAAGUACUGCUAUCGCCACCGACCAGACCUUAAGUGCCGACGCCAAGCGGACGAGCCGUCAAUGGACAAGUUGCAACGGGUGAGUCUACUCGGCGUGAAUCCCACGCCCGCCCCUCCUUCCCAUUCUUCCGCCUGUUUGACUGAGCUGACCGUGGCCCAGGAACUCGAAACGCUCCCCCAGAGUGACCAGCAGGGCAUUGCUCAUGUCUGGUCGCUCUUCUCGGCCGCUCCGGCCAAGCACCGAAAACUGAUUCUGCAGGGCAUUAUGUCUCAGUGCUGCUUCCCCCAACUCUCCUUCGUGUCGGCAACGGUGCGCGAUCUGAUUCGAAUUGACUUCCUCACCGCCCUACCGCCUGAGGUCUCCUUUAAGAUUCUCUGCUACCUCGACACCACGUCGCUCUGCAAGGCCGCGCAGGUGUCGCGACGCUGGCGCGCUCUCGCCGACGACGACGUAGUCUGGCAUCGCAUGUGCGAGCAGCAUAUUCACCGCAAAUGCAAGAAGUGUGGCUGGGGUCUGCCUCUGCUGGACCGCAAGCGUUUACGGGAAUCGAAACGCGAGAUCGAACUACGUGCGACCACUUGGGACAUCAACGGCUCCCCGGCUAGCCCCGCCCCCGCCGACGAUGCCAGCAGUCAGUGCACUGUCACCGAGGACACGAACUCAGCCAAGCGAAAGAUCGACUCGAGCGACGAUGAAGACGACAUGGCGGCCAAGCGGCAAUGCUCGUCGCUGGUGACCCGCUCCGAAACCGACGAGGAUUACUUCAAGACCCGAUACCGACCGUGGAAGGAAGUUUACAAGGACCGAUUCAAGGUGGGCACGAACUGGAAAUACGGACGCUGCUCCAUCAAGACCUUCAAAGGACACACCAACGGCGUCAUGUGCCUGCAGUUCGAGGACAACAUCUUGGCGACCGGAUCCUACGAUGCCACCAUCAAGAUCUGGGAUACCGAGACCGGGGAGGAGUUGCGCACUCUGUACGGCCAUGAAUCCGGAAUUCGGUGUCUUCAGUUCGACGACACGAAACUGAUCAGUGGCAGUAUGGACCGCAGUCUGAAAAUCUGGAAUUGGCGAACGGGCGAAUGUAUCUCGACUUACACCGGCCAUCGAGGCGGCGUCAUUGGUCUCCACUUUGAUUCCACAAUCCUCGCUUCUGCCUCCGUCGAUAAGACGGUCAAGAUCUGGAACUUCGAAGACAAGUCUACUUGCCUGCUGCGGGGACACACUGAUUGGGUCAAUGCCGUCCGAGUCGACACCACCUCUCGGACCGUGUUCUCGGCGUCGGACGACUGCACCGUUCGACUGUGGGACCUGGACACCAAAACGUGUAUCAGAACUUUCCACGGCCAUGUGGGACAGGUCCAGCAGGUGGUCCCUCUGCCCCGUGAGUUCGAGUUUGAGGAUCACGACGCCGAAUGCGAGAACGAUAACCUCAGCACGAUUUCGGGCGACACGGAGCCCGCCUCCCUCCAGGCGACUCUGGGCCUAGAGUCGAACACUCACAACUUCCAAUCCUCCCCCUUCGGACCUUCCUUCGACAGCGGACGUCCCACGCCGCCCCGCUACAUGGUCACCAGUGCCUUGGAUUCGACCAUUCGCCUGUGGGAGACCACCACGGGCCGGUGCCUGCGUACCUUCUUCGGCCACCUGGAGGGUGUGUGGGCACUGGGUGCCGAUACUCUCCGGAUCGUUUCCGGGGCCGAGGAUCGCAUGGUCAAAAUCUGGGACCCGCGAACGGGCAAAUGCGAGCGCACGUUCACCGGCCAUUCCGGCCCCGUUACCUGCAUCGGCCUGGGUGACAGCCGCUUUGCGACCGGCAGCGAGGACUGUGAAGUCCGCAUGUACAGUUUCCAGAGCUAA
Aspergillus affinis is the source of this 2196-nucleotide messenger RNA. RefSeq names its product F-box/WD repeat-containing protein. Lineage: Eukaryota; Fungi; Ascomycota; Eurotiomycetes; Eurotiales; Aspergillaceae. The record is from RefSeq and is a predicted model, not a curated record. Gene Ontology annotation, molecular function: protein binding. The transcript has a single exon. Bases 1 to 2196 code for a protein of 731 amino acids.